UGUGUUUUGUGUGUGCUGCGGUGUGGUGUGGCAAGGCAAGGUAGGACGUUUGUUGCGAGCGACGCCCCAUGACAUUUCAUUGCAAGACAUCGGGCACGCGACAACAGAAGUAACGCAGCUGUCCUACCAACAGGAUCAGGACACUCACCUCAGUCAAAUAAAUACAAAACGAACGAACGAACUAGCAACAGCAGCAGCGACGAGUAAUUCGGUGUACUUUGUGAAAUUUUGUCAAUCGUGCAACGGUGUAUUCGUAAACGGGCCAGUGAACGUGCUGGUUGUGGCGGGAAAAUAAUAAAAAUAAAAUAAAAUAAAUAUUUCUUCCAUCCAAAAUACAAUCAAAAGCUUCCAAAAGCUGCCAAGUGUGCCCAGUGUAUUUUAAACCCACAGUGUUCAGGCAUAAAAGGUGGGCACGUGCGCUAAUUAGCCGACGACCCCCAAUCAGUGGCGCCCACACGGCCGAUAUAUGGCGCUGAGUAUACUCAGCUACAAUCUGCCGCAAGGCUUAAAGAUGAGCAACAACAACAGCAACCAGAGCAACAAUAACAAGAGUGGCGGCGGCAGCAAUGUCUGUGCCAGUUCGCCCACUGGUGAUGAGAAUGCCCCCAACAAUGGACGCACAACCAUCAGCCUUGGCAAGUCCUUCAGUCGCAUCACCAUGCAAAAUGUAUUGAGUGAGAGUAGCGGUAAUGUGUUGAAUAUCAGCAAUAACAGCAAUGUUAAUACGAUCGUGCGGAAGAUCAAAGAUUUCGGCAUGUAUGCGAGCGUGAAUAAUGCGGGCGCGUUGAGCACCACCAUGACUGGACGCAAGCGCACUGCCAGCGAGGCAUCCAAAGGCAAGGCAAGCGCUAAACCAAAUGACAACAAAGCGGAAAAGGCCAAGGUACCCAAUAAGCGCCCAAAGUUGGCGAAUAAAGAUGAGAAUGCGCGUGAAAAGCCACCAAAAGCGGUAGUGACAAAGGCAGCAGCAGCAGCCGCCACAAAUCCUCCCAACCGUCCGAAACCGCAGACGCCUGGUGUGAAGAAACCCGCGGGCACACCCGGACGCAAAGGCUUGCCGCUACAACAGGCGGUGGCACGGCGUAAUGCGCGUGAGCGUAAUCGCGUUAAGCAAGUGAAUAACGGUUUUGCCGCAUUACGUGAACGCAUACCCGAGGAGGUGGCCGAGGCUUUUGAGGCGCAAGGCAAUGGACGUGGCACGAUGAAGAAGCUCAGCAAGGUGGAGACACUGCGCAUGGCGGUCGAGUAUAUACGUAAUUUGGAACAUCUGCUCGGCUUUGACUUCCCCAUCGGUAGCGAUCGUGGGCUGUCGGUCAUGCAUGGUGGUUCGUCGAGUGAUGAUAGCUUUACUUUCAUUAAAGACGAAUUCGAUGCGCUCUCACCGCCUUUGGAUGACACCAAUUUUGAUGAUUCUCUCAGCAACUAUGAUGUCGAUGAAUAUUUGAAUAGCACCGACUUUGGCAAUAAUCAAAUGAUCUCACAACCAGAGGUUGGCGCUACCGAUGCGGACGCCUACGAAAUGGAUCUACUACCGAAUCUAACAACUAUUAACGGCAUGCAAUAUAUGCGCAUAGCCGGCACCAAUACCUAUCAGCUGCUCACGCCGGACGCACUCUUCACCAUGGGCAAUGCACCGCAUUCGCCGCCAAACUCGAGUCUCGAUGAUGAGUCCUUUCGGACCUUAAUCGACACUAAUUGCCUAAGUCCUGUGGCAACAACAUCAUCGCCGCAUAUUUCGCCAUCAUCUGCAACGUCAAUUAACGCUGCACCUGCCGCAAGUGCAGCGGCGGUGGUAGGCGCGGCAGCCGCAUUACAACAACGCCAGCGCACGGCUGAGGACCUGGUCGACGAGUGUGUAAAUGUAGCCGUUGCUGCCAGCACAUUAUCGCGAUCGCCGGUGCAAUCAUCCCCAACGCAGCGCGCAAUAUUACAUCAGCAGCAACAACAACAAGCGCAACAACAAUAUCAGUCACCACAAACACCAACGCAAGGGUCGACCAACUUAUCACCUGCCGAUAAUGAUGCACUUUUAUUACAACAGACGUGUGCCACAACGGCGAGUGCCAACGCCGAUGAAGUCGAUGGUAAUGAGUGCCGCACUGCCAGCGAACGCCAACGGUUCGCUGUGGCAUUGACAACCCCUACAACGUUGUCCAUGCCAUCGCCGCACGCGAUUAAACAGGAAUUUAAUGAUACAUUAACCGACUUUGUCCCCUCCAAUGCGGUGUCUUCGUCAAAGCAUAUGUCCGCGGGCGGUGCAAUGGUAUUCCAACAACAACACCAACAGCAACAGCAAUUGCAACACAGUUUAUUACUUAGUCACGCGCCUUUGUCCGCAAUGUCGCCACCUUUGGACCGUUGUCGAUCAAGUGUCGCGCCAUCGUCACAAAUAGUAACAACUACAACAACAACAUCGCCAACUUUGUUGUAUGUGCCCAGCGGUGCAACUACCCCAACAACACCGGGCCUGCCAUCAUUCUACGAUAACGACGCGGCGAGUGCUUUCUAUGACACCGCGCACAUGUCCUUCAAGAAGGAAUACCAGGACGCUCUACUCGAUGCGGCGCCAACAACAAAUGCGUGUGACGUUAUAAGCGGCCUGCCCGACGAGAAUAUCAUCGAGGUGUUGGACUGGUGGGAAGCACAUACACCAAAAUCGGAUGGUGGCGUGACAUUGUUGUAGAAUUAGACCACUAGUAGUUGUUGUUGUUGUGUUGGGGGUAUUUGGGGAAAAAUUUCUUCAUAAAUCCUUCGCUUUGUGGCGAAAAUUGUUGAUGACGCUUACAUUUUUCGAAAAUGACACCAUUUAGUCUUAAUUUUAUAAUAAUUGUAGUUUAUUCAAUUGAAAUAAGUUAUUGUACAUAUUUAUAUAUCCAGUAAAUAAAACUUCUAAUUAUAUUAGUUAAUGCCAGUGUUAUAAACAAUACAAAAAAACAAAAACAAAAAUAAGCAAAACAAACAUUUACUCUAAGUUAUCGUGGAAGACAUUUCAUUAAGUUUAUGGAAAUAUCAUUAAAUUGGUUUUGGUUAAAUUAUAGUUGAAAUUAUUACAUAUAUAAUAUAUAUACACAUUUGUACUGAUAAA
Zeugodacus cucurbitae (melon fly) is the source of this 3085-nucleotide messenger RNA. It is a transcript of the gene ase, whose product is annotated as achaete-scute complex protein T8. The coding region runs from base 467 to 2683 and encodes 738 amino acids. Gene Ontology annotation, molecular function: DNA-binding transcription factor activity, RNA polymerase II-specific; RNA polymerase II transcription regulatory region sequence-specific DNA binding; protein dimerization activity. Gene Ontology annotation, biological process: developmental process; regulation of transcription by RNA polymerase II. The record is from RefSeq and is a predicted model, not a curated record. The transcript has a single exon. Lineage: Eukaryota; Metazoa; Arthropoda; Insecta; Diptera; Tephritidae.